GAUCAGCCCCAACUCUUUCAAAUCACAAGUAGUACACAACCUUUGAUAAUACCUCAAAACCUCCCAAAGAAAAACAUUUCUUUGUUAAUUUGAUAGCUAUGGAAUUGUGUCUUCCUAACCCCAAAGCUAAAGUACACCCGUUUUCUUCACCUAAUUCUAAUUUUCUUACACCCUUUUUCAAGAUUUCUUCAGUUCAGCCAUUGGAUAAUGGGAAAUUGCGUAGAUUGUCAAAGUUGAAGUGUGUAAAAGAAAGCUCAGGUUCAAAGUUGGAGUGGAAAAUAGAGGAUGAAAUGGAUAUGGAAAAAGAAUUGGUUGGAAUGAAGAGAUUGAGGGAGAAGUGUAAAGGGGUAAGUGGAAUAGUUGAAUUAUUGGAGUGUUUAGAAAGAGAAGCAAUUAUGGGAGAGGAUGAAGGGAAAGAACCAACAGAUUACAACAGGAGGGCUCAGAUAUUUGAUAAGAGUUCUAGAGUAUUCCAAGCUCUUAAAGAAAAGAAAUAUGGCAAGUAGCAAUAGUUGUAUGUGAUUCUUGACUCUUGUCCACAUGUAUACAUAGAUUGGGAAAAGUUGGGGGUGGGUAUAGUAGGAUGACACUAUUGGAUUUGUAAUUAGGAAAGAAUAAAGGUGGAAAAAAAUGUGGAAAGUCAAGCAAUAAUGGUUCUAUCUAUGAUUUCUAGUCCAUGUAUCUUUGAGGUGUUAGCAUCUACUAAGAUAGAAAAGAGUUGAUUAUGGUGUAUGCCACUUUGUAUUUAGGUCUAUUCUGUUUUAUUGAAAUGUGUGUGCUUGAAUAUGGUUUCUGAAAAAUAGAACAGUUAGUUUACUAUCA
Nicotiana attenuata is the source of this 822-nucleotide messenger RNA. RefSeq lists its product as uncharacterized. The transcript has a single exon. Bases 99 to 506 code for a protein of 135 amino acids. NCBI's taxonomy places the organism in Eukaryota, Viridiplantae, Streptophyta, Magnoliopsida, Solanales, Solanaceae. The record is from RefSeq and is a predicted model, not a curated record.